AUGGAGUCCAGCAUGCAACCAGAAUCAACCACCGAAGCCAUGUUGUUACAGGAGCCGAGGAAGGCCCGUAGUCACCUCAGGCUGACUGCGGUCCUUGCAUCCCUUUUCUCAACACUUUUCAUCUCGGCGCUUAACGUCACUAUUGUUGCCACCACUAUACCAACGAUUACUGCUGAUCUUCGUUCGGCAGCAGGAUAUCCUUGGAUAGGCGGGGCCUUUACUUUGGGAAAUACGGCAUUUUUAGCCGUAUGGGCCAAAUUAUCAGAUAUCUGGGGUCGGAAGCCUAUCCUUCUAACUCUUGUAGCUCUCUACUUCUGCAGUUCAAUCAUUUGUGCAACUUCCAAAUCUAUAGGUAUGCUUAUUGCAGGCCGCGCAUUACAAGGCAUGACUUGUGGCGGCAUAACACCUCUUGUUAUGAUUACGAUUUCAGAUAUAUUCAGUAUGAGGCAAAGAGCGCUGUAUCUUGGAUUUCUACAGGCAACAUGGGCGGUUGCAGGGGGCGUUGGUCCUGUCCUUGGUGGCGCAUUGACGCAGUACGUUUCGUGGAGGUGGAUAUUUUGGAUCAAUCUUCCAGUUGCUGGAACAUCCUUCAUCCUACUGUUGCUAUUCCUGGACGUUCAUAACCCUCGAACUCCCUUUAUGGAAGGUAUCAAAGCAGUUGAUUGGUUUGGAAGCAUUGCUAUUAUCGGAGCUCUCUCGAUGCCAUUACUAGGUUUGAAUUUUGGGGGAGAGCUAUUCCCUUGGAACUCUCCCAGAGUUAUCUGUCUAAUUGUGUCUGGAUGUACAAUGCUUGGAAUCUUCGUUUUUAGUCAGGCACGGCUAUCAAAAUAUCCGCUGAUGCCGCUGAAACUAUUUCAACGCAAAUCCAAUGUUGCUUGUGUGGUUAUUGGGUUUACACAGUUAUCUGGUGUCCAAGCAGCCGAAUUUUACCUCCCUCUUUUUUUCCAGUCUAUAUGGGAAGCUUCCCCUACUCAAUCCGGCGUUUUUAUACUUCCUAUGACAAUUACAGAGAGCAUCACAGGAAUUAUUUGCGGUUUGGUAAUUCAUCGCACUGGUCGAUAUAUAGAAAUUAUUCGAGUGGGAACCCUUCUAUUUGCACUUGGCAUUGGGCUACAUAUCCACUUUAGCGAAAGAUCAUUUCUUGCUGAAGUUGCUGGGAUAGAAACAAUUGCAGGUAUUAGUGCAGGGAUGCUUUUUGAUCCCCCAUUACUCGCUUUACAAGCUAUGGUAUCUCAGGAUGAUACCGCAACUGCGACUGCAACUUUUAACCUGCAUCAGAACAUAGGCUCCUUCAUGGCUACCGUGCUAGGAGGCGUCAUUUUCCAGAAUGGUAUGAGAAUGAGAACCCCAGCAUUGAAAGAUGCGGGGUUACCAGAGGCGAUUAUUGAGCGACUCGCUGGUGAUGCUGCCGCUGCCAACGUGGAUGUUAUCAAGGAAAUCUCGGACCUUACUCAAAAAAUUGUGGUGAAAAGAGCCUUUGCAUCUAGCCUUCGGUAUAUCUGGAUACUAGCCUCAUGCCUAGCAGCCAUCGGUGCGCUUGCAAGCCUCUUGGUAUCGAAGCAAGUUCUCAACACAGAACAUGUUGAAACAGAAACCGGUAUUAAGAAGAAAGAGCCGGUUCGUGCAGAACUAACCACACUCCAAGAUACCAGUUGA
Molecule: messenger RNA, 1656 nt
Organism: Nannizzia gypsea CBS 118893
Lineage: Eukaryota; Fungi; Ascomycota; Eurotiomycetes; Onygenales; Arthrodermataceae
Exons: 4
Coding region: 1-1656 (551 amino acids)
Biological process (GO): transmembrane transport
Molecular function (GO): transmembrane transporter activity
Source: RefSeq, a predicted model, not a curated record